GCUGCUAGAAAAUCCAGAUAGAUAGUUUACUCAAUUUCAAGUAUGGCAUCAUCAUCUUCUUCUUCAUCGUAUGCUCGCAUGAGGUAUGAUGUUUUCUUAAGUUUUAGGGGUGAGACGCGAGGAUCCUUUUCUGAUCAUCUCUAUGCAAAUUUGAGGCGAGCUGGAGUUAACAUCUUUCGGGAUGAUGAAUUGCUCCGUAGAGGUGAGGAAAUUUCUGUUGAGCUAUCUAGGGCCAUAGAGGAGUCGAGGAUAUCCAUCAUCGUAUUCUCCAAAAACUAUGCCGGAUCCAGAUGGUGUCUGGAUGAGCUUGUGAAGAUCAUGGAGUGUAAACAAAAGUUGAAUCAGAUUGUUUAUCCCAUAUUUUACCAUAUUGAUCCUUCAGAGGUUCGUAAACAUACAAGCACGUUUGGUGAAGCAUUGACUCUACACAAACAACGAUUUGGAGAUCAGAAAGUUAAUGAGUGGAAAGAUGCACUCACUGCAGCUGCUAACUUGUCCGGAUGGGAUUUGAGAGCUAUAUCAAAUGGGUAUGAAUCAAAGUUCAUUGAGGAGAUUACUAAAGAAGUGCUAAGGGUGGUGAAUUUUAUACCCAUGAAUGUUGCAAAGCAUCCCGUUGGAAUUGAUUAUCAUGUUAGAGCUGUACUUAAUUUAUUACAAAUGCAAAAAAAUGAUGGUGUUCGGGUGAUAGGAAUUUUUGGCAUGGGUGGUGUCGGAAAAUCAACCAUUGCUAAAGCCCUAUACAAUCAUUUGAUCAUGAGUUUUCAAGAGUUUGAAGGUAGUUGCUUUGUUGCAAAUAUUAGACAAGAAGUUUCUAAUAAGGGAGACAAUGGUCUAGUUAGUUUACAAGAGAAACUUCUUCACAAAACACUCAAGAGAAAGAAUUUUGAAAUCGAUAAUGUUGAUGAAGGAAUAAGUUUGAUUAAAGCAAGGCUUCGAUGCAAAAGGGUUCUUAUUGUUCUUGAUGGCAUAGACCACAUAAGUCAAUUAGACUCAUUAACAGGUCAGCGAAAUUGGUUUGGUUCAGGUAGUACAAUUAUAAUAACAACUAGAGAUGUUCACUUGUUGAGUGAACUUGGAACACAAGAGAAGUACAAGGUUAAAACAUUAAGCAUUGAUGAUUCUUUGCAACUCUUAAGUUGGCAUGUGUUUGGUGUUCCUAUAGCAUUAGAGGAGUACACUGAAGUAUCCAAAACAGUAGCAAGUUAUACUAAAGGACUUCCAUUAACACUUACCAUUAUAGGCUCCUAUUUGCAUGGAAGAUCGGUGCAAGAGUGGAUUGAAUAUGUUGAGAAAUUAAGAAGCAAUCCUCAUGAAGAAAUUCAAACAAUUCUUGAAAUAAGCUAUGAUGCACUUGAUGGUGAUACUAAAAACAUCUUUCUUGAUAUUGCUUGUUGUUUUGUUGGGCAUUACAAAAAAGACAUUGUUAUGGUAUUGGAAGCUUGUGGUUUUCAUGCUAAAAGUGGAAUCAGAAGUUUGAUAGAAAGAUGUUUGUUAACAAUAGAUGGAGAUGAUUUUGAAAAGCUUGAGAUGCAUGAUUUAGUACGGGAUAUGGGAAGAGAAAUUGUUCGAAAGGAAUCUCUAAGAAAUCCUGGCAAACGAAGUAGAUUGGUGGACCCAAAUGAUGUUUUUGAUGUUCUACAAGACAACAAGGGCACAGAAGCAAUUGAAGUGAUGAUUGUGAAUUCUAACAUGUUAAAGAAUGUGGUUUUGAGUACGGAAGUAUUCACAGGGUUGGUAAAUUUGCGAAUACUCAUAUUAGAUGGUGUGGUUCUUAGAGGAUCUUUUAAAUAUUUUUCCAAUGAGCUUAGGCUUUUAAGGUUGCCUAAUUGUGAUUUGAGUCACAUUCAAUCGGAUUUUCGUUGUGCGAGACUUGUUGAGUUAGACUUGAGCCAGAGCAAUAUCGAAGAAUUUCAACCCAAUAUGCAGCAUUUUGUACGUUUGAGGAUGUUAAAGCUCGAUGGUUGUAAACAACUUAAGAGUACAUCAAACUUUACUGGGGCACAAAGUCUACAGAAAAUAUCCUUCAUAGCUUGUUCAAAUUUGGCGAAUGUGCACCCAUCAAUUGAAAGUUUAGAGAAGCUUGUUAUGUUAAAUUUGAGGAGAUGCAAGAAAUUGAAGGUGCUUCCAAGUAGCAUUUGCAAGUUAAAAUCUCUUGAGAAGUUAUUUUUAGAUGGUUGCAAGAAUCUGAGGGAGCUUCCAAUUGACAUUGGAAAAUUAGAGCAACUAAGACAAUUAGAAGCUGAAGAGACUGGUAUCUCACAUUUACCCUUUUCUUUGGGAUGUUUGAGAAACCUUAAGUCCCUGGAGCUGGGAAAUCUUGUGGGUUUAGUAGCUGUUGAUUUUUUACCAUCUUCAGCUGCGAAUUUAUGCUCAUUGGACAGAGUGAGAGUGAGUUUCAACAAAUUGCAGCAAGUAGUUAUAAAUUUUCCAAUUGCUCUUUGGAGUUUGACUUCAUUGACAAAUUUAACGUUAAAAGGAAUUCGGCAUCUUGAAAGCCCAUGGUUGGACCUUUCUCUUCUCUCCAAUUUGGAAUACCUCAACCUCGUGGAUUUGCAAAAUCUUAGAGCACUUUUAAAACUUCCACCUAGUUUGAGGUAUCUCUAUGUAAGGGAAUGUGAGUCAUUAGAAAAAAUACCAAAUAUAUCAAACUUGAGAAGUCUUUAUCAUUUGAGUAUUGUGGAGUGCAAAAGAUUUGUUGAGUUUUCAAGCUUAGAGAGUCUUAAAUACUUAACAUCACUUGCGAUAGGACAGCGCAAUGCUAUGCAUGAAUGCUUACAAAUCUCUCUUGGAAGUUUGACCUCUUUGACUUUUUUAGAUUUAUCUGGGAAAAGUUGUUGUCAUCUUCAAAGCUUACCCUUCAACCUUUCUCAUCUUUCAAAUUUGAUUUUUCUCUAUUUGAAUGAUUGGCAAAAUCUAAGAGCAUUGCUACAAUUUCCUCUUAGUUUACGGAUACUCUGUGUAAAAAAUUGUGUGUCAUUAAAAAAAAUAGUAAACUUGAAAAAUCUGGAAAGGUUGUAUAUUCCCAAUUGCAAAAGUUUGGUUGAGCUUUCAGGAUUGGCGAAUCUUGAAUUUGUUGAGAUAAGAAAUUGCGGUGCGUUGAGGAUUCCUUUGAUUGAAAAUUGGUUCCAGGCAGGCUGUGAAGGUAAUACUGUUCAGAUUUGGCUUGAAGUCACCAGAUAUUAUGUGCGUUGCAGUAUUCCAAAACUUUCGUGGAAUAAUACAUCAUCCAGCUUUAAAAUCGAGAACAAAUGGUUUGAUUGUAAUGUUGAGUUUGAUGGAGUUGGUGUUAGUGUGAGAAGCAAAACCAAUGGUGCUUGGAUCGUAAAGGAACCUCCGAAAUAUGAUAAAUGGUUUGAAGAAAUUGAAUUUGAGGUGGAAACAAGGAUUGGAGAAGUAUUGGAGGUGUAUGCUCAUUUCUAUCUUCUGCAGAUGGAGAAGAUGCAGCUUUGUUUAUUUGAAAUACAUAGAAACGAAGAUGGAGAAGUGCGUUUCUUUCCAUCCACAAGCGACUACGUAGAAAUUGAUGAUGGAACAACAGAAGAUGGAUGUUUGGGUAGUCGACGUGAAAAUGAAAAUAGAUUAAUGAUAUAUAGAAGAAGAGCAGAAUGGUUGGAGCAGGAGAAGAUGUAACAGCAGCAGCAGCAUUCUUUGGGAGUUUAUCCGUAAGUGUUUUUGUUGGGAUGAAGAAGGAAGAUGAACAUUAGUACAUACAGCUACUUUGAGGAUUCCUUCAAUUCGAUCAAUUAUAUUGAAAAGCACGCAGGUUCUGAAGAUGAUAGUUUCCAGAUUUUGCUUCAGCUGGGCUAGGGUUCCGGCCGUAUACUACAAUUUUCCAAUGCCUUUGGGGUAUGCAUGUAAUGGAACCUCACCUCCUUAUAUUAGCACAUCCAUCAUAUA
Molecule: messenger RNA, 3897 nt
Organism: Ipomoea triloba (trilobed morning glory)
Lineage: Eukaryota; Viridiplantae; Streptophyta; Magnoliopsida; Solanales; Convolvulaceae
Product: TMV resistance protein N-like
Exons: 6
Coding region: 43-3630 (1195 amino acids)
Biological process (GO): defense response; signal transduction
Molecular function (GO): ADP binding
Source: RefSeq, a predicted model, not a curated record